GGCCGUGGCGGGAGCCGAGCGCUUCUGCCUGGCGCUGCUGCGGAAACGCGACUACGAAGGCUACUUGUGUUCGCUGCUGCUGCCCGCGGGUGCCAGGGCCUCUGCCGUCGCGCUGCGGGCCUUCAACGUGGAGCUGGCUCAGGCUGGUUAAAGACUCAGUGUCAGAGAAAACCCUGGGACAGAUGCGCCUACACUUCUGGAAGAACGCGGUGGAGGGGAUGUUCCAGGGGGACAGCCCCCCUCCGCAGCCUGUGGCCGUCGAACUGGGGAAGGCCAUCAAAAGACAUAAGUUGACUAAAAGGUGGCUUAUGAAAAUCAUUGAGGAAAGAGAGAAAGAUUUAGAUGACAAACCCUACCGGAAUAUUCAGGAGCUGGAAAGUUAUGCGGAAAACACGCAGAGCUCACUUCUCUAUCUGACUCUAGAAAUCCUGGGGGUGAAGGACAUUCACGCCGAUCACGCCGCCAGCCACAUUGGGAAGGCCCAGGGCAUCCUCACCUGCCUGCGGGCCACGCCUUACCACAGCCACCGACGCCGGCCGCUGCUGCCCAUGGACAUCUGCGCGCUGCAUGGCGCCUCCCAGGAGGAUUUUGUUCGGAAGAAGCGGGACAAGCACGUGCGAGAUGUGAUCUAUGACAUUGCCAGCCAGGCCCACUUGCACCUUGAGCAUGCUCGAUCUUUCCACCAGAACGUCCCCACACCUGCGUUUCCUGCCUUUCUGCAGACGGUUGCCCUGGAGGACUAUUUAAAGAAAAUUCAGAAAGUAGAUUUUGACAUUUUCCACCCAUUCUUGCAGCAAAAGAGCACGUUGCUUCCAUUACUCCUGUACGUCCGGUCGUGGAGGAAAAGAUAUUAAAAGAGUUAGACGGUGCUGG
Molecule: messenger RNA, 873 nt
Organism: Suncus etruscus (white-toothed pygmy shrew)
Lineage: Eukaryota; Metazoa; Chordata; Mammalia; Eulipotyphla; Soricidae
Gene: NDUFAF6
Product: NADH:ubiquinone oxidoreductase complex assembly factor 6
Exons: 9
Coding region: 183-854 (223 amino acids)
Biological process (GO): mitochondrial respiratory chain complex I assembly; biosynthetic process
Cellular component (GO): mitochondrion
Source: RefSeq, a predicted model, not a curated record